Aspergillus tanneri is the source of this 2340-nucleotide messenger RNA. RefSeq names its product COPI-interacting protein CEX1. Lineage: Eukaryota; Fungi; Ascomycota; Eurotiomycetes; Eurotiales; Aspergillaceae. The record is from RefSeq and is a predicted model, not a curated record. Gene Ontology annotation, molecular function: protein kinase activity; ATP binding. Bases 1 to 2340 code for a protein of 779 amino acids. The transcript is spliced from 9 exons. Gene Ontology annotation, cellular component: cytoplasm. Gene Ontology annotation, biological process: tRNA export from nucleus; protein phosphorylation.
AUGGACUUCCUCAAGUCCGCUGUUGCCUCUGCCAUCGCCAAAGGCAGCUCCUUUCCAUACUCACUCGGAGACCGAGUCGACAUUUCGGAUUCCAUAUGGACACUUCACAAUGCCACGAAACGCGACGACGGCUCGGCAUGCAGCAUUUUCACCUUUGAUAUUACCCCGUCCAACAAAUCCCGUCUGCCUCUGGCGAAGAACGCGGUGCGAAAGUCCCGAACACUGAGACACCCAGGCGUGAUCAAAGUGCUAGAUACGAUUGAGACAGAGUCGAACAUUUACAUUGUAACGGAACGAGUGGCCCCCCUGUCCUGGCAUGUGAAGCGAAGGAGUCUGGGUGAGGAAAUUUGCAAAUGGGGUUUACAUACAGUGGCGUCCACGCUCAAGUUUAUCAACGAAGAUGCUUCAUCCGUCCAUGGCGCUGUGAGAGCGUCGUCCGUAUACUCCAGCGAAAGCGGCGAGUGGAAGCUAGGGGGUUUUGAUGUCCUGAGCUCCAUGAACGAUGAAGAUGCAGUUAUAUAUACAUAUGGCAGUCUUGUGCCGGAUGCCGCUCGAUACACUCCCCCGGAGGUUGUCAAGAGUGGAUGGGAUACCAUCAAACGCCAUCCGCUCGCGGCCAUCGACGCUUACGGGCUCGGCAUUCUAAUCUAUGAGGUUUUCAAUGGCGCUUUUUCAGGUGGGGAUCAAGUGGGCAGAACGACGAAUAUCCCACCCACCAUGCAUCAAAGCUACAAGCGACUCUGUACGGCCAAUCCCAAACUACGGCUGAGCCCGGCGCAUUUCGUCGAGCAAGGAAAGAAACAUGGCGGCUUUUUCCAGACCCCUUUGAUCCGGUUGACGGACGGCAUAGAGAGCUUGGGGUUGAAGAGCGACACAGAACGGGAUGAAUUCAUCAAUGAACUGGAUGAGGUCGCUGAAGACUUUCCCGAGGACUUUUUCAAGAUGAAGGUCCUUCCAGAGCUAUUGAAAUCGGUCGAAUUUGGCGGGGGUGGCCCGAAAGUCCUGAGUGCUUUGCUGAAGAUCGGUGGGAAGCUGUCACCAGACGAGUAUAAUGCCAAAUUAACGCCGGUCGUUGUUCGGUUGUUUGGGAACCCCGAUCGAGCACUACGGGUGUGUCUACUGGACAAUCUACCAUUAAUGAUCGAUAACCUCCCCCAAAAGGUCGUCAACGACAAGAUCUUUCCGCAGAUGACAUCUGGAUUCACCGACGUGGCCCCGGUGGUCCGAGAACAGACUGUCAAAGCCGUGCUGGUAUUGAUAGUUAAACUGAGUGACCGGACUAUUAAUGGCGAGCUGCUGAAAUUCCUGGCACGGACUGCCAACGACGAACAGCCGGGCAUUCGAACGAACACUACCAUCUGCUUGGGCAAAAUUGCGAAGAACCUGGGGCAAGGCUCAAGAAGUAAGGUCCUCAUUGCCGCUUUCACACGAGCUCUUCGGGAUCCAUUCGUGCAUGCUCGAAAUGCAGGGCUGCUUGCCUUGGGUGCCACGAUGGAAUUUUUCUCCGACGAAGACUGUGCAGGCAAAGUCCUCCCCGCUAUCUGUCCUUCCCUUUUGGAUAAAGAGAAACUCAUUCGAGAUCAAGCGAACAAGACGCUGGAUUUGUACCUGCAGCGUGUACGCAAAUUUAGUAGCACGAUGGCCGACACGAUGUUGCCGCCCUCAUCCAGUCCUGACACUACCAAAGAUGCUGCUCGUAUGGAGACGCCAAAUGAUAAGUCCUGGGCGGGAUGGGCGAUUUCUUCGUUCACUAAUAAGAUCACGGCGGCCAACGGCGAGAUUCAACCCACAGCCAACGGGGGCAAACCCCCCGUGGAGACUGAACCUGCUCGGUCCUCGUCUGUGCCUCGUGCGACCAAACCCUCCCCCUUGACGAAGGAGGCCCUACGACCUACGGCGCAGCCUCUCGGCCGGUCGCUAUCGGAACAGCCCGUCCGCGUCACUAAAGAGGAACAAGAUACGGACGACGUCUACGACGCAUGGGGUGCCAUGGAUGACGAUGACGAUGGCCAGGACCAGUGGAAAGACGAAGAUCCAUUUAGCCCUGCCUCAACCACGAACUCGUCCACCGGCCUCUCUGCAGCACCCAAGGCAGCCCCCGUACCCUACGAUGAUGGUGGAGAACCGGAUUUUGCGGGCUGGCUGGCGGCACAAUCCAAGUCCAAGAAACCAUUACCCAAGGGAUUGAGUAAAACCACCACGACAACCACGUCAGUUCCCCGAACGGCCAGUCGGAAUAAUGCGAGUAAGCCCAAGACAGCGACGGCUCAUGCAAAGAAGAUUGACACGAAACCGAAGGAUGAUGAGGUGGAUGAUGGCUGGGGAGAUGCAUGGGAUUAA